AUGUUCAGUACAAGCGCCAAGAUAGUGAAGCCCAAUGGCGAGAAGCCGGACGAGUUUGAGUCUGGGAUUUCUCAGGCUCUGCUGGAGCUGGAGAUGAACUCUGACCUCAAGGCUCAGCUGAGGGAGCUGAACAUCACUGCAGCAAAGGAGAUCGAAGUGGGCAGCAGCAGAAAGGUCAUCAUCAUCUUCGUCCCGGUCCCGCAGCUCAAGUCGUUUCAGAAGAUCCAGGUUCGUUUGGUCAGAGAGCUGGAGAAGAAGUUCAGCGGCAAACACGUGGUCUUCAUUGCUCAGAGAAGAAUUUUGCCUAAACCCACAAGGAAAAGCCGCAUAAAGAACAAGCAGAAGCGCCCCAGGAGCCGCACCUUGACCGCGGUGCACGAUGCCAUCUUGGAGGACCUGGUGUUUCCGUCAGAGAUCGUGGGGAAGAGGAUCAGAGUGAAGCUGGACAGCAGCCGCCUCAUCAAAGUUCAUCUGGACAAGGCUCAGCAGAACAAUGUGGAACACAAAGUGGAGACGUUCUCUGGCGUCUACAAGAAGCUCACGGGGAAAGACGUGGUGUUCGAGUUCCCAGAGUUCCAGCUGUAA
Molecule: messenger RNA, 585 nt
Organism: Knipowitschia caucasica
Lineage: Eukaryota; Metazoa; Chordata; Actinopteri; Gobiiformes; Gobiidae
Source: the annotation of a GenBank genome assembly